GAAAAUGACAGAGUUUGAAUAAACAGCAUUGUUAACAACUUUAAUAACAUACUGAACUUGCACACAGUUUCCAUUGAUCGAAUUCAUGACACCAGAAGCCAUUCCAGAGAGCGCUAGUCGCCUUCCUCAAACGACUCAAAAGCUACUUGCAGAGUUGACUCGUCUCUCCGCACAGAUUGCUCAGGCGCGUACCAGAAACGUGACGCCAGAACAGGAUGCUAGAGUAGACAUUGGUGAAGAUGGCGAGCCAGUAUCAAGGCUGGGUCCAGAGUUACAAAAAACGAUCAACGCAGCUGUGCACGCAGGAGGUCGGCUGGUCAUGUCUCUGAAGGUGCUCAACCGUGAAGUCCACCACCAGGAACGUAACCUUCGCAAUGAUCUCGCAGAACAAAAACUGAGUAUCGGUAAAAUCGAUCUUGGAUACCAGAAUAUUAACUAUCAACGAAAAUACCUCAAGAAUGAAAUUGCACGCUGUCAUGAUAUGGAAACAUUUUAUCAGGAUGUACCAUUAGUAUCACUAGAAGAAUUCAGGAAUACUGCACCAGAACAUCUCAUCACCAGCGCUACAGAUGACCAUCAACUCAUGUUAAAUCGCCUUCAAUUCGAACUCGAUGAACGGAAACGAUAUGAUGCAGAGAAAAGACGUCUUUUGGCUGUCAAAGUUCAACUUAAAAAAGCUAAUAAGGCUCGCGGCUUACAGAUUAAGAAGGUGGAAGAAAAACUGAAAGAAUAUAUUAAAUCCAGUCAGUCAUUGGAACCACUUUUCCAAGAACCGAUCGUCCCUAUCCUUACAAGGGACGAGAUCUUGACAGCCACCACAUCGUCUACACUUACGCCCUCUGGAUCUGAACCAGCAAACAAUCUCACAGUACCGGCAUCAGCAACAGCAACAACGACAACGACAAGCACAACAACAACAGACUUGUCAUCUAAUGAAGAAUCUAUAUUAUCCUCUUCAGCCAUGGAGAUUGAACCUCCUCAAUUAAAACCUCUAUAAAGCAAAUGUGCUGUUGCAUAUUACACCUCUUGAAUGGCCUAUAUGAUCCGCAUACUGUAUGCGAUUGACAACUCGGAACUUGGCAUUGAAGGCUAUAAUUUAGAUCUGUCUUUUAUAAAUGAGAUCUGUCCACUUUUUUUUUUUUUUUUUCAUAAUUUUUUAGUGUUUCCCAUUUCACAGACUGCUAUGUUUCAUUCAUUUAAUAAUGAAUAUGACGGGAGGGCGAGUAAGAGAGAAUCUCGGAACACUCUGUAUGUCGAGAGGUCCAAAUGUGAAGAUUCGCUCAAUAGCUCAAUAGUAACUAGAGAUAACAAUAGCAACG
This is a messenger RNA of Lobosporangium transversale, 1319 nucleotides long. Its product is annotated as Fms-interacting protein-domain-containing protein. Gene Ontology annotation, biological process: positive regulation of DNA-templated transcription, elongation; mRNA export from nucleus. Gene Ontology annotation, cellular component: THO complex part of transcription export complex. Gene Ontology annotation, molecular function: mRNA binding. The record is from RefSeq and is a predicted model, not a curated record. The transcript is spliced from 3 exons. NCBI's taxonomy places the organism in Eukaryota, Fungi, Mortierellomycota, Mortierellomycetes, Mortierellales, Mortierellaceae. The coding region runs from base 86 to 997 and encodes 303 amino acids.